Molecule: messenger RNA, 1466 nt
Organism: Styela clava
Lineage: Eukaryota; Metazoa; Chordata; Ascidiacea; Stolidobranchia; Styelidae
Source: RefSeq, a predicted model, not a curated record
AGAAUAUUAUAUCUGUAGGAUCUGAUUAUUUCAAAGCAAUGCUGGCUCAUAAUAAUGCUGAGACAGCGUCUGGUAAAGUGGAAAUGAAAGAAGUUGAUCCAUUAUCCCUGCAACAAUGCAUAGAAUACAUUUACACUGGUGAAUUGUCUACUACUGAUGAAAAUGCUGAAUCUUUGAUGUUUGUGGCUGAAUUACUGCAGUUGAAAGAUGUCUGUGAAGGCAUCGUUGAUUCACUUGAAGAAAAUCUCGAAUCGUCUUCGGAAUCAUUCUUUGUGACAAAAAUCGCAAACCUGUACAAUUACAAAGAAUUGAUGGAAAAAUGCGAAAAAUUCAUGCUGGAUAAAUUUGAUGAAAUUGCAGUUCUUGAUGAGUUCAAGGAAAUAGAGGAAAAGGAAUUUGUAAGAUUGAUGAAGUCACAAGAAAACAAGGCAUCAGAGAGUGUCAAGAUAGAGGCUUUGAUAUCUUGGAUAAAAUAUGAACAAAGAAAUCGCAAAAAAAUUCUGAAGCAAUUGAACAACUACAUUGAUUUGCAUAAAGUACCGGUGACUUACAGAAGAUUCCUUGUUGAAAACGAGCCAAUGGUGAAGUCAUGCUUUGAAUGCUAUCAAGCUCUAUGCAUUUCCAUGUUGGACAGCCUUAAUAUUGGUGCCUCAAAUGUUCAUUCUGCGGAGAAUAUAAAACAAGAACGAAAGGAAGCAAUUGUGGUGUUUGAUGACAACUCAAAGAGCCUUCAAUGCUUUGAUCCUCGGAAUAAUACUUGGACAAAAAUGCAGAACAUGCCUGGAUCAGGAACAGACUUUUCUGCUGUGGCUCUUGGUGACUACAUUUAUGUUCUCAUGAUUGAUCGAUCUGUUCAUCGACUGAAAUACUCAGAUCAUGAAGCUACUUGGGAGAGAAUGAAUGAUAUGAUGUAUGACCAUGGGCAGUGUCCUCCAGUUGCUGUUUUGUUUGGAAACCUAUACGUUGUUGGUCAUUUAGAUGAUAACUCAAAAUCAGUUGAAAAGUUCGAUCCAUCAAGCAACAAAUGGGAAAAAGUAAAAGACAAAAAUCUCAGCAGUCGUUUUUCAACAGCGCUGGGUGCUAGAGGUUGUAUAUACAGCAUUGGUGGAGUAGUACCAGGUCAUUGGACCAACCAAGUAGAAAGAUUUGACCCCACAUCAUCAACUUGGUCAUUUGUUGCAUCUAUGAAUGAAGCAAAGCGAUGUGUCGCAGCUGUUGAAAAUGAAGGAAAAAUAUAUGUUCUAGGUGGAUAUGCGAACAAUCACUUGACAACUGUUGAACGAUAUGAUAUUUCAACGAACGUGUGGUCCACGGUAACUCCCAUGUUAACGAAGCGGAGCUGGUUUAGUGCUUUUGUGAUUGAUUCAAAUAUUUACGCAAUUGGAGGAAAGAACAGUUCACCAGGAAGCAUGGAGAAGUUUGAUUUCAAGAAGAAUCAAUGGGAGAUGAUUGACAUGAAAACAUGA